AUGCACUCUAGGACUGUGCAGCCCAUGCAGCACAGGGCUUCUAAUACACAACCAAUAAAAUGUAGUAUCCAAGAUCCUAUCCCAAUUGUUCACAAAUAUUUCCAGCCAGGUGACCUAAUCGUUGGUGACAUUAUUUCUCUUGUGUUCCCAACCAGAGAUGCAGAAAGGUUUGAGCAAGAUCCACAUCAUUCUCUUAUUAGCGAAUCUUUUUCCCUUUACAGAGUCCUGACUAAGUUUUAUCAGCAUAUCUUGGCCAUGAUAUUUGCUGUUAAGAAGAUCAAUGAAGAGCUUCAACUCUUACCUAAUAUUACCUUGGGCUUCAGAAUCUGUGAUAGGUAUGGUGGCUAUCAUGCCAAAAUGGAAUUUUUCUCCAGUCAGAACAGAUUCAUUCCCAAUUACAAGUGUGGCAGUUUGAACAAACUUACAUCAGUUGUUGGGACUAUUGAUCCAGGAAUCUUUUUGGUAGAUAUUUUAGACACUUACAAAGUUCCACAGUUUUCAACAGGGUCUUCUCCUAAUGAAAGCCCUUUCUACUACCACAUGGUUCCAGGUGAAGAACUUUAUUACAAGGGAAUUAUUCAACUACUUUUGCACUUCAGGUGGACUUGGCUUCACUUCUUUUUGAAAAGAGUUGCAUUUAACAACAGUGUUGGAAAUGAAAUUUCCUUUGACCAGAAUGGCAAACUUAUUACAGGAUUAGAGAUUGAGAACUGGGUCACAUUCCCAAACCAGUCUUUCCAUCGAGUGAAAGUUGGAAAGCUGGAUCCCUGGGCUGCUGCUGAUCAAAUGUUCAUCAUUCAUGAGGAAGCCAUUAGCUGGCCCAGCACUUUCAACCAAACCAUACCUGAUUCUGUUUGUACUGAGAGUUGUCUUCCUGGUUAUUUCAAGAAAAAGCAGGAGGAAAAGCCAUUUUGCUGCUAUGAUUGCCUUCCAUGUCCCAAAGAGAAAAUGUCAAGCCAGAAGGACAUGGAUUACUGUUCCAAAUGCCCAGAAAAUCAACAUCCAAAUAAGAAACAAGAUUCAUGUAUUCUGAAGAAAGUAUCUUUUUUGUCCUACGAAGAACCAAUGGGAAUAAGUUUAGCCAUUCUGGUAUUUUUGUUUUCUCUCAUCACAAUUUUGGUGCUUGCAACAUUUUUAAAAUAUCACAACACACCUAUUGUCAAGGCCAAUAACCGAAAUCUCACCUAUGUUCUGCUUAUCUCCCUCCUCCUCUGCUUCUUGUGCUCACUACAGUUCCUUGUUGCUCCUGGAAAUGUAAUAUGCCUCCUUCGACAAAUUAGUUUUGGCAUCAUCUUCUCAGUGGCCGUGUCUUGUGUGCUAGCAAAAACCAUCAUUGUGGUUCUAGCUUUUAUAGCCACCAAACCAGGAUCCAGGAUGAGGAACUGGGUAGGAAGAAGACUGGCUUCAUCAAUUGUUUUUUCUGGUUUCCUGGUUCAAGCAGGCAUCUGUACAGUGUGGUUGCUCACAUUUCCUCCUUUCCCUGACAUUGACACCAAUUCAGAAACUGAGGAGAUCAUACUGCAGUGCAAUGAAGGCUCAGCUACCAUGCUCUACUGUGUCCUGGGCUACAUGGGCUUUCUGGCAGCUGCAAGUUUCACAGUAGCUUUUUUGUCCAGGAAUCUCCCUAGCAGUUUCAAUGAGGCCAAAUGUCUCACUUUCAGCAUGCUGAUCUUCUGCAGUGUGUGGGUCUCUUUUGUUCCAUCUUACCUGAGCACCAAAGGCAAAUAUAUGGUGGCUGUGGAGGUUUUCUCCAUUUUGGCCUCAAGUGCUGGGUUGUUGGUCUGCAUAUAUAUUCCCAAAUGUUACACAAUAAUUCUUAAGCCAGAACUCAACAACAAAGAACAAUUCAAACAGCCAAAUGAUCUGGCUUUUUCUAUCAGCCUUGGAAUAUUCUCGGGCUGA
Messenger RNA from Pseudonaja textilis, 1902 nucleotides. Lineage: Eukaryota; Metazoa; Chordata; Lepidosauria; Squamata; Elapidae. The record is from RefSeq and is a predicted model, not a curated record.